Trichoplusia ni (cabbage looper) is the source of this 1040-nucleotide messenger RNA. RefSeq names its product exosome complex component RRP4 (gene Rrp4). NCBI's taxonomy places the organism in Eukaryota, Metazoa, Arthropoda, Insecta, Lepidoptera, Noctuidae. Gene Ontology annotation, molecular function: RNA binding. The record is from RefSeq and is a predicted model, not a curated record. Gene Ontology annotation, cellular component: cytoplasmic exosome (RNase complex); nuclear exosome (RNase complex). Gene Ontology annotation, biological process: U4 snRNA 3'-end processing; exonucleolytic trimming to generate mature 3'-end of 5.8S rRNA from tricistronic rRNA transcript (SSU-rRNA, 5.8S rRNA, LSU-rRNA); TRAMP-dependent tRNA surveillance pathway. The transcript has 5 exons. The coding region runs from base 139 to 1038 and encodes 299 amino acids.
UUUGGCAAGACAACACCGACGAACGAAACGUCAAUUACGUUAAUCAAAAUAUAAACAGCUUCGAUUGCUAGAAAAUAGUGGUCCAUUUCUCGGUUUAUUUCGUUUUCCAUAAAACUGGUUACUAUUACUGAUAUAAAAAUGACAAGGCACGUGAAGAUACGUUUGGCAUCCGAAAGAGUAAAUCAUUCCGUAUCAUCCAACAAUGAGUUACCUCGAUUUUAUACUCCCGGGGAGGUUAUAACAGGCAUGCAAGAUUUCAUGCGUGGUCAUGGUACUUACGCUGAAGACGACAGUUUAAAAGCUUCAGUGGCUGGAGUUAUGCAAAAAGUGAAUAAGUUAAUUUGUAUACGACCACUAAAGAGUCGUUAUGUAGGAGAGAUUGGUGACGUAGUUGUAGGCCGAGUACUUGAGGUCCAGCAGCGAAGGUGGAAGGUUGAAACUAACUCGCGUUUGGACUCUGUUCUUCAGUUGUCAUCUGUAAACCUGCCUGGUGGAGAGCUGCGGAGAAGAUCAGAAGAAGAUGAACUAAUGAUGAGAAAGCAUUUACAAGAAGGUGACCUGAUCAGUGCAGAAGUACAGAGUGUGUUCUCAGAUGGUUCACUAUCACUUCACACAAGGAGCUUGAAGUAUGGGAAGCUUUCACAGGGAAUCCUCAUCAAAGUGUUCCCUUCACUGAUAAAACGCAGGAAGAAUCACUUUCACAACUUGCCGUGUGGCAUUUCAGUGAUUAUCGGAAACAACGGCUACAUAUGGAUCAGUCCGCAGGAGAAAAGCAACAUGGUGGAGGGAGAGAAAGAUGAAAUUGCUAAUAUUGAGUCACAGACUGUCAACAGAUCUGAAAGAGAAACAAUGGGUAGAGUGAAGAACUGUAUAGCAGCACUAGUAGCCUCAAAGAUGAUGUUGGACGACACCAGCAUCAUGUUCGCGUACGAAGAGAGCCUGAAAUAUGAAGACGUCAAGGACUUGCUCGACACGGAGGCUAUGCUCGACGUCGCCUUCCUCACGCAACACAGAAUAAACUAUGUUGAUGAAGAUUAACA